AGCAACUUCAGAGCGACGACAGCCCGAACUCGUUUCACUUCAAAGUAAAUAAACAGGAAUUCCCAUUUUUUGCCUAUCCCCCGACUCCGCUUUUAUCCAUUGGAACCUUUGCGUGCGUGAUGGCUAAGAGUUGCCAUUGGUGUCGCGUGUCGCGUGCUUGCGUAGUGCAGAUCAACGUGGUGCUGAUAGUGGUGGGACUGAUCUUUAUGCUGGACGUUGUUGGGCACCACUACUUGAGGUCCCACAUUUUUCCCGGCCUCCGACUCUAUCCCGUUGCCCUACGAGACUGGCUGUUCUGGGUGCGCGGCCUGACCUUGCUGGUCUACAUUCUGAACGCGAUCCUUGGAAUCCGUAUGGCCCUGAACCCAAGCAUCUUGAAGUUUGCCUUGUAUGUGCUAAUUGGAUUGGUGGACCUUCUUUAUACCCUUACCAUCGCGGUCACACGGUUCAUGUACCGGGAGAAGUUUGAGUACUUCGCGCGGCACGUUGCCCUCGAGUUCUGGGCCAAGGACGAGCUGGGCAAGAUAGAAGAGGAGUUCAAAUGCUGCGGCGUGCUGGGCGUGAUCGACUACCAGACGGAUUCGAGCAAUCGCACUUGGAGCAGCGGCUCCUGCUGCGAGAAGCCAGAGUGUUCCGGAUGCAUCUGGAAUAUCAAGAAGUACUUGGGGACAAUCGAGAUGGAAGUGGCGAGGGACAACUUUUUCGUCUCAAUUUUUCUGUUUGUGGGCUUAAUUUUUAUGCUUGUCCACUUCAAGGACGCACAGUUCCAUGAUGAUCCAUACGAGGACGACUCCGAGGAUGACACUGAAGAGAGCCUGGACCCCCCCAGGUGGGGUGCCUCCUAAAUAGGAAGACGCAGUCGCCCAUGACGCUAAUUCAGGGAAAAAUUACGGGCCUCUGCCCUCUCCGCUCAAUUGAACUUUAAUCCAGCAUUUUUGCCCAACGACUCUGGCAUGCCGUUUUGUCUGCUAGCUUGUUGCGGCUCAUUAACUGCGAAACCAAUGGCCCACACAAUUAUUACAUCCAGCCAGCUUCUACUAAUAUCGGCACUUAAUUAGCUCUCAAAGUAAAA
This is a messenger RNA of Drosophila kikkawai, 1072 nucleotides long. It is a transcript of the gene Tsp42A, whose product is annotated as Tetraspanin 42A. NCBI's taxonomy places the organism in Eukaryota, Metazoa, Arthropoda, Insecta, Diptera, Drosophilidae. Gene Ontology annotation, cellular component: membrane. The record is from RefSeq and is a predicted model, not a curated record.